AUGGGGAUGACACCGUACGCGGGGAUGCUAUCGAAGUUUGCUUUGGGGAACAUAACCAUCUCCAACCCGUACGUGUCCGUGCGGCUCCGAUUCGAGGUCAUGAGGGUCCCGCAACCACUGAAGUCGCGCUCGAUUUGCGCAGCAGAGGCCUGGUUCCCGAACACCUGCUGGGCAACAGGCGCCAGGGUCGGGAAUUGGUUCUUGCCCUUGGUCGCCCACCAACCGAGCACCUCCUUAGGAUGCAGCUGACGAUGAUGAGCUUUGGUCGCGAGCUGCGGGGUCAUCGUUGUUGUUGCUGGGGGGGGGUGGUGUGUUGUUCAUGAGGGCGGCUGGUGCUGGUGCGCACCACCAGCUGUACGCUGUACCGAUUGAGUAGGGUGAAAUUUUUCAGAUUUAAUCGGCUUCAUGUGAUUGGCUGUGGGUCAGCAGUCCUCCCACGAACUUCCCCUGUCCGCAGGUGCUGUUGUUUUUUCGUGGUGCGCUGCGUGACAGCUGGCUGUGCAGCUUGCUUGAUGACAAGGGGCUGUCACUGCUGCUGCUGUUGAGUGUGCGUGCGUGCGUGCGCGUGUCCGUGUCUGCGUCGUUCACUCAACCCCAGCACACGAAACCGCACCACACCAGUACGGAGACAGGAAGUGAUUACUGUACACUGGUCGAAGACAGCCUCUGAACGAAGUGCUAUGUCGCGUUUCAAGCGUUCGGGAGAGA
Ectocarpus sp. CCAP 1310/34 is the source of this 708-nucleotide messenger RNA. NCBI's taxonomy places the organism in Eukaryota, Phaeophyceae, Ectocarpales, Ectocarpaceae. The record is from the annotation of a GenBank genome assembly.